This is a messenger RNA of Cricetulus griseus (Chinese hamster), 1010 nucleotides long. The record is from RefSeq and is a predicted model, not a curated record. NCBI's taxonomy places the organism in Eukaryota, Metazoa, Chordata, Mammalia, Rodentia, Cricetidae.
CGCGUUGUGACGCGACCCCACGUCCGCCGGAAGUGUCUGAAGGAGAGCCUGGAAGCCGGCUCACCCUCGCGCCGGUGGGAUCUUGAGCUGGGCGAUUUGAGCGGGAGGUGCUACUCUUCUACCAGCAUCAUGGUGUUCUACUUCACCAGCAGCAGUGUUAACUCAUCUACAUACACUAUAUACAUGGGAAAGGAUAAAUAUGAAAAUGAAGAUCUGAUAAAGUAUGGCUGGCCUGAAGAUAUUUGGUUUCACGUGGACAAACUCUCUUCAGCUCAUGUAUACCUUCGAUUACAAAAGGGAGAGAAGAUAGAAGACAUUCCAAAGGAGGUUCUGAUGGACUGUGCCCACCUUGUGAAGGCCAAUAGCAUUCAAGGAUGCAAGAUGAACAACAUUAAUGUGGUGUAUACGCCAUGGUCUAACCUGAAGAAGACAGCUGACAUGGAUGUGGGGCAGAUAGGCUUUCACAGGCAGAAGGAUGUAAAAAUUGUGACCGUGGAGAAGAAAGUGAAUGAAAUCUUGAACCGAUUAGAAAAGACCAAAUUGGAGAAGUUUCCUGACCUAGCAGCAGAGAAAGAAAGCCGAGACCGAGAAGAGAGGAAUGAGAAAAAAGCCCAGAUUCAGGAAAUGAAAAGGAGAGAGAAAGAAGAAAUGAAGAAGAAACGGGAAAUGGAUGAACUUAGGAGCUACUCGUCACUAAUGAAAGUUGAGAACAUGUCCUCAAAUCAAGAUGGUAACGAUUCUGAUGAGUUCAUGUGAGCUGAGCAAAGGACCCUGGGAAGACGUGAAUGUACAGGCUAUCACAGAUCUUUUGAUUUCACCUAUGUUCUGAAUUACAGAAACCAACCAACCAAAAUUCUACCUUCAUUCUACAUAGACAUCAUUCAUUUUGGAGCUUUUUUUAAGUCAUUCUUUUUACCCAUGAAAAGAACAGAUGUGUAAUAUAGUUGAACUUGAAGACAACUUAUAACUUUAGGAAAAGAAUAAUAUUUUUGGCAGAACAUAUUUCAGUA